UACGCUUCUGAGAUCGUGAGCACACAUGAGGUUAUGGAUGACGAUGAGCACGACGCUGAAUACUAUUGCGCUGCCAUAGAGGGUAUCCCUGAUGAGGAAAUCGAUGAGUCUGAUGAGGACAUCGAUGAAUAUGAGGAGGCUGAAUAUGAUGAGGACGACACCCAAUGGAGAGGCACGGACAGUGAGACAAAUUGCCCAGGAAAGAACUACUCCAAGGAAGAAGUAGGUGAAAUAGUGGACAAAUGGCUUUACAGUUUUACAAGACAGUUUGAUGAGUGCUUGAAAGUGCGUAAGGUAAUUCUAGCCCGGGGUGAUAAGAAUGCUCGUCUUCCUACUUAUCCUUUGAAAGUGCUACCUGAGGUAACACAUGAAUGCAUUGACGGGCGCUGCUACCACCGUGAAUACAUGACCCAUGAUACUUCCACGACUGCAUCAAUUCUUGGGUAUCGCAAGCCAAAAUCCAUGCUACAGGUGUUCUCUUUGCGUUUGGCAAGCUAUGAAUCUUAUCCCGUUAGUGUUUAUGGAAUAUUUGCUGUUAGAGACGAUUUGGAACCGCGGCGGAAUCUAAUCUUUAACUGUCCCAGAGAUGCUGCUGUCACGAUUGACAAGGAUUUCUUCACAUUACCUCUUUGUAGCCCUUCUCGAGGGAUGCAUGUACUGGAUCAUGCAUUACUGGAAGUUGAUCUUUGGGUAAAGAAGGACGGAGAUGGAUCAGCUGACAAAAAGUUGCUCUCUGCGUACGUUGAGAUUUAUGUCCAGGCACGGUUUGAUCUAAUGCGAACAGGACAGAUUUCUAGUGACAGUUGCAGCCUGGAGAUAGAUUACAUGUUCCUUUCCUCGAGUGUUGAGGCUGUAAUACAAGUCUACUCAAAGGUUGACCAUCCUCAUCAUUUGAGAUUCACGGCUUUCAGCAGUGGCUUUGAUCAUGAGAUUGUGCUGUUUGGUGACAAAUGUGUUGGGAAUGGUAACAUAAACCAGCAUGUGGUUGUGGUGAAGCAGAAGGGAAAACUGGAAAUUUGCUUGAAGCUGGAGAAACAUGUGUUUCAGUGGACUUUUCAGGAUGGGGUGGCUGGAACCAUUAGUUCUCCGGGUAACUCGGUCUUUGAGUAUGGCCAGUUUUUUGUGAGGGUGUUAUUUGCUCCAAAGAACACACAGGCUAGGCCAAAGAGGCCUUCGUUUGCCUGAAGCUUAAAGGAGAACAUGUGCAGAAGUCUCUAAUUUAGUAAGCGCUAACGUUAAGGUUUAAUUUCCCUUAAGAUCUCGGUUUAAAACAUGAUAUGUGUGAGGUCGGACAUGUCUGCUGUCCUUUAUUUUUAUCGAACUUGUGUUGCUGAGAGUUGAAACUGCCUUGAAAAUGUUAAUGUACUGUACUUGCUUGA
Molecule: messenger RNA, 1379 nt
Organism: Lolium perenne
Lineage: Eukaryota; Viridiplantae; Streptophyta; Magnoliopsida; Poales; Poaceae
Source: RefSeq, a predicted model, not a curated record